CCGGGGGAGCGCGGCCGCCUCCGUCCCCCACAGCGGCGGCCCUGGGGCCAGGGGACAUCCCUGGGGACAUCCCUGGGGACAUCCUCGCUGCUGCCGCUGCCUGCUCCGGAGCUGUGCCCAGCACUGCCUCUGCCCUGCCUGCCAUCGGUCCCCGCAGCCCAAGCCAGCAGGUGCUGCCGUGGGUCGCUCCUGCUCACAGAGCCCACGAACCCCAGCUGUGGGAUUUGUUGCGGGGUGGGGGGGUUCCCUUUUCCUCCGGCUCUGUUUCGGGGAGAGGAAGGUGCUGCUGGCGGGGACGUGUCACAGCCUGGGGGGUGACGCUGCACAUCUGAGCACCCCCUGCCCCGCCAGCACCCAAGGGCUAGGGGGUCCCUGAACCUGCGGGGCUGGGCCGGCCUGAAGCGGGCGGGGAGCGGAGCGGGGCCGGGCCGGGAACGGGGCCGGGAGCGGGGCCGGGCCGGGAACGGGGCCGGGCCGCUCCGCCCCGCUCCGCCCCCGGGCCCGCCCGUCCCGCCAUGGCGGCGGCCUUCACCGCCCUCCGUGUCCUGCUUGGGCUCUUCUUUUUCCUCACGGGCGCCCUGAAGGUCUCGGACUGGCUCUCUGCCGACCUGCACCGGCACAUGGCAUCGGAGUUUGUGCGCUUUGCCAAGGUGUUUCCCCUGAAGGACCUGGGGUUUGUGCCGGAGCCAGGCAGGUACCUGGCAGCCGUGGGCUGGGUGGAGGUGACAGCCGGGCUGUUGCUGGCAUUUGGGCCCCAGCUGCUGCAGGAGAUCAGCAACUUCAUCCUCAGUGUCGUCAUGAUCGGUGCCAUCUACACGCUGCUGGCGCUGCAGGAGCCGCUGGCCAUGUGUGCCCCGGCCACCCUCUCCCUCGGCCUUCUCCUGCUGCUCAACAUCCGUGGGUACCCAGCUGCCCCCCGGCCCAAGUUCGAGUGACAAGAGGCGGGAAGGACAGAUGGAAAGACAGACGGGAAGGACAGACGGCUGGGCCGCUAGGGAGCAACACCUUUAUGGUAUUUUCAGGGACGACGUCGCAUCCUGCAGGGUAACUUGCUGAUGAGACACAGUGUGUCCUCUCCUGCCUCUGCCAGUGACUCUGGUGCUCGUUGUCCCCACGCUGUGGGACCUGAGCUGUCCCCACACUGUGGGGCAGUGGCCAUGGCACCGCUGUGACACUGCCGUGGCACUGCUCCAGCAGCUCUGCUGCUGAACUCGCACAAGGUGUCCGGCUCUUUCCGGAGUUUGGCCACGCCAAGCAGGGGCUGGCUCUGCUCUCUUGGGGGCUUUCAAAUUUUGGAAUAAAACCUCUUGUUUUUCA
This is a messenger RNA of Pyrgilauda ruficollis (rufous-necked snowfinch), 1317 nucleotides long. It is a transcript of the gene TMEM35B, whose product is annotated as transmembrane protein 35B. The record is from RefSeq and is a predicted model, not a curated record. The transcript is spliced from 3 exons. NCBI's taxonomy places the organism in Eukaryota, Metazoa, Chordata, Aves, Passeriformes, Passeridae. Bases 516 to 935 code for a protein of 139 amino acids.